AUGCAGACAGUUGUCGUCCUCUGGCCAAACGCUGUGUACCCUGACCUGUUUCCACGGCAAGCGCAACGUCCCCGUGUCCUCGGUUCGACCCCUAUGUCGGGGAGCGUUGCAUUUCUCAUGCAGCCAUUGAGGCUCGACUAUCACCGUCUCACCAAGCGACCGCCCCCGGCCAGCAAGUCUUUUCAUCGUGGAACAACUCUUCACAACCCCUGGCCUCAUUGA
Purpureocillium lilacinum is the source of this 222-nucleotide messenger RNA. Lineage: Eukaryota; Fungi; Ascomycota; Sordariomycetes; Hypocreales; Ophiocordycipitaceae. The record is from RefSeq and is a predicted model, not a curated record.